AUGGAUUUUCUAUUUGAAGAACCACAUGAGAUGCAGCAUGCUGAAUGUACUGUAACAGCUGGUGAAGUAAAAGCUAGUGCUGAGGCAAAAACAACAAAAACAUUAAAAGGCGUAUGCGGGUCAGAUGAAAUGAGGAGAUCAUUUGAAAAUUUGGAACUAAAAAUUGAAAGAAGAUUUGAAGAAUUAAAAAAUUUAUUAAAUUCAAGUGGAGUUAUAUCUGAAUUCAAUAAUUUUACAACAAAAUCUUCCAAUAUAAAGAAUAAAAACCUAUCUGAUCAACAAGUGUCUAGCAGAUAUGCCGAAAUUGAAAGGUUAAAUAAAACAUUAAUUUCUGAUGAAGAGUUGAAAAUAUUUUCCUAUUAUUGGAAAAUAGAAAAUUUCACACAAAAAUUGAAUAAUAAAAAUUAUCCAACCGAAACUAGUCCACUAUUUAGUAUAUUUGGAAACUCCAAUGAAAGAUUUGGUUUCACAAGAACUAAUAAAUAUGGCUGA
Messenger RNA from Condylostylus longicornis, 492 nucleotides. RefSeq lists its product as uncharacterized. Lineage: Eukaryota; Metazoa; Arthropoda; Insecta; Diptera; Dolichopodidae. The coding region runs from base 1 to 492 and encodes 163 amino acids. The transcript has 4 exons. The record is from RefSeq and is a predicted model, not a curated record.